AUGGGAAACGCAGAAUUGAAGAGAGCGUAUAAGAAUGCGCUCAAAGACUCAUAGUCGAAAGACAAGCUGGGUCUUACCCCUGAAAUUUUGUUAGAGGACAAUCUCAUCGAAUCUGUUGAGACCUUUAUCAAAGAGAAAAUGGCUGUAGAUGCCAUUGAAAAAGAUAAGGCAUUCCCGGAGAACAAUAACUAGACGAAUGAGAAUGCGGAGGACCUUUACAAGAAGCAGUUGAUAUCUGAACUGAACGAAAACUACAUAUCUGGUUUUGCCACAGCUGAGAGCAACAUUGACGCUCUUAAAGAGCCAUCAUAUGAAUAAUUCUUUACUGUGAAUUCACCAGAGAGCAUCACUCAAUACACCAACCUCCAACAGUAGAAAUUCACUAUUCUCUAUGCACUGUAUGUAGAGAAAUAUAAGGAAUAAUAAGACAAGAAAUAAAACUUCUUCGAAUACAUCCAAAAGUUCCUUGAGAAAUCCGAUGUUAAUCAGAGAGUUCAAGUUGGUCUAGAAAGUGGGUUCAAGUUUUCACUUUCACUUUUGAAGGAGAUCAAGUCAAUCAACAAAGAUAUGCUUAUUAACUCACUCGAAUACCUUUACCAGACCCUAAGAUAUGCUGAGUAGGGUUCACUUUAUAGCACUGACAAACUAUCAUUCAUGAUUGACUCAAACUUAAACGAUGCUAGAUCCUUCCUUGUCUCUAUCAUUGAAGACUAAUCAAGUGCCAAAAGAGCUGUGGAGCUAGCCUUUAAAAUUUUACUACUUCUUGGUGUGGUUAGAUCAAACGUUGAGGAUCUUUUACUGGUAGCUACCCUGCUUGAAAAGCAUAACGCUUAAGUCGAUCUCAGACAAGAACUUGAACUUCUAAAAGAAGAGUCAACUGGAUCUCAAGAUGGAUCAGACUCUGUCCUUAAGAAGGAUUACAAAGAGAGAAAGGUCACAAGAACUGGAACUAUCUUUUAUCUAUAAUCUGGCUCAUUCAAACAAGAAAUCAAGCAAAGAGCUUCAUUUGCCAGCGAUGGCUAAUACAUCUAUAUGCAUCAAGAAGGACUUGGACUUCUCAAGAUGGGUACCGGAGCUCAAGGCCAAAUGAUUGCUCAAGUUUAUCUACACAAGAAUGAAUACAAGAGUGGAGAGCAAGUCUCAUUGCUUCAUCUCAACGGUAAACUCUACUGCAGAGCUGAUUCAAUCAAACCAAAGCCAUUUGUUGUUAUAAAUACCAAUACACUUGAGGAAGAGAAGGAUGAGUUCGAACUUGAGAAAGAGGACUAGAAUCUCGAAUGGAAAGAAAAUGAAGAGACUGGCAGAUCUUUGACUCAUACUCCUUUGAUCAGUGAUGGAAGAUAUAUCUAUGUGAUUGCUCAAAAGAAAGCACCAAAGAAGAAGAAGGAGGAUAGCAAAGAAGGUGAUGAAGACAAUGCAGAAUAGGACAAGGACGACAAUAAACCACCUAUGCUUGUAGUUGAAUGCUACGAUCCACAAACUCCAUCUCUCAAAUUUGUGAGAGAAGUUUUCCUAUACAAGAACGAAGAUUAUCAGCCAUUUAUAAAGAGCUCAAACUCAGUAGACUUCAUCAGAGACUCUUCAUAUACCACCAAUGGCCAAGUCAUUUUGAUACAAACUAACACUCAUACAUUUGUCUUUGAUCUUAAAACUGGCUUCAGAAUCUUCAAGGUCAAGUUUACCUCAGAGGAUGAUCAAAAUAAGAAGUUAAUCUAUGACUUCCAAAAUAAUGUGUUCUAUAGCUUCAAGCACACUCAAGAGAAAACUAAAAUCGAAGUACUUCAAAUUACUAACUUCAAAAAAGGUGGAGUUAGCUAUGGAUUUACCAAGGAUUUCCUUAGCAAUAGAUUAAACACAUUUAGAAACUCUGUCUUCGGUGAAGGAGAAGAAGUAGAUGGCAAGAUUGUACCACCAAAUAAGUUGAAUCUAAUUCAAAGAAUUAUGAAGAAUGUUACUACCCCAAUCCUAAUAUAGCACAGUAGAGAACAAUCAAACAAGCCAUUUAACGGAGAGGAACUCCCAAAACUUAUCAGAACCCUAAUCCUUAGAUACAUUGAGAAAUCAUGUCAAUCAUUCGACACUCAACUUGAUGAUAUCAAAUCUCAAGGAAAGAGUGCAAGUGAAAUCGAAGAGCACAUGAUGAGCUUCUUUAAGUUCCCCAAUGCUACUUAUCUUACUCAUACACUUUUCCAAUUAAUCUAAGAAAACUUAAACAUUUAAACUAACCUCAUCAACAGCAAGAAAACUUCUCAAAACUUGGUUGACUAAUAUGGACUCUACUUUAUUCUCAAGAUUUUGACUGCUAACUUCCAAGCUCUCAGCUUCUGUUCCAUAUCCCUUCCAGACAUUAUGGACGAGGAGACUUACUAGCUUUUCCUAUCAUCAUACAAAUCAAGCAUAGUUAGAAUUAUCGAGGAUGGCUAUAGCUAAGAUUUUGAAGAAGGUGAGAAUUUCAAUGAGAUGAAGAGUCUCUGGCAAGAAAUUUAUCAACUUUGCUUGAAUAUUCUUUCAACUUCAAUCAAUCUUAUCUAUGCAGAUAACAAGCAGAUUAUCUAAACUCUUCUAUAGAGUCAAAAGGACAUUUCAAAUCAAAAGCAAGCUGAGAAUAGCAGCAUCAGCUUAAACUACCUCUCAGUCCCAGAAAAUUCUAAGAAAAUUUUAAUGGGAGAUUCAGAAGAGCUCCAACUUGUUUCAUAAGUAUUUGACCUUUGCAGCAAUAUUAAGAGCUAGGACAUGGUUGAGGUUAUCAAAACCCUAAAGCUCUCAGCAGAUCAAAUUGUUGCUCAUGAAUCAAACACCCUUACCAAUGCAAGCAAUAAAUUCAUCAAGGGCUUAAGUGAGCAAUUAAUUGUUCAGUACUGUGCCUUAAGUGAAGUUAUUGCUGGAAAGUAACAAGUCUCGUCAGCUUAAACUUCGGAAAGAGAUGAGAGAGACAAGAAAAGACUUAAAGAUUAUGAGUAACUUAUUGCAUCAUUCUUUGAGAGAGCUUGCAAUGAGAUUAUAAAUCAAAUCAGAACUCUUAACGAUAACUUAUCUAAGACUCUAGAUGGCAAGGCUGAUGACUAAUGGGAAGGUAUCAAUGAGCACUUUGAAAAGUUUUCAAUAUACCUUGAGCAAUAAUUCCUUCAUAACUCUGGAUUCUUCCAAAUUGUUUCACUCUAUAUCUAAACAUUCUCUGUAUUCAAACUUAAGAUUGCUCUCUUGCCCUCAAUCACACUUUCCGUCAAUAAUGUGAUUACAGAAAUCAGCAACUUUAACUAAAUUUAAAAGAAAUAUAAGGAAAAGAUCACAUUAGAUAUUGAAAAGGAUAAAUUGAGAAAGUAUUUCGAUUCUUUCUCUAGAAAUCUCUGCUGGUUUAUCGGUAUGACUGCCUACAAACUAAUAAAAGUAAAAGAAGUAGAGAAAGAUUAAGAAAAGAAAGAGAAGGAGUCUCAAAACGAGAAAAUGCAAGACUUGAUUGUAUAAUCUAACCUUCUUUCAGGUGGUAUUGAGAACAGAUUCCUCACUCUAUUUUCUCAAGAUUCUCAAACUCAAUUAAAUGAGUUGAUUAAGAUCUCACACGAUCAAAAACUCUAGAGAUUACUGAAAGAGCCAGCUACUGUGCAAGAAGAUGACAACAUUGUUUAAUCAAUCAUUAACAAAGGCAAAAACGAGUCAGUUGAUAGAUUAAUCACUUAUCUCUAGCAAUUCCUUGAGAGAAAGAUCCCAAUGGUUGCCUAUGCAAGAUUAAGUGGAGAGGAUGGAAUGAGACUCUCUAGAGCUGCCUUUGCUGUUAUGAUUAAGUUCAGUGAAUUCUUCGAUGAAUUCAAUCAACUAGUUGAUGAGAUUGAAAUGCAAUGGACUGAUCUUGAAGGUGACAGUGAGAGAGAUAUUAAAUUGAAGGAGAUGAUCAAGGCUACUCCUCAUUACGAACAAAUUGCCAAGAGAUGGGAAAGUUCAUCCAAGAUGAGACAGUGGAUCAGUGAGAAGAAGAAGAAUCUUAUUGAAAAGAUUAAGAAAGAAGUAGAGACUGAGUUCCAAAAGAAGAAGGCUGAGGAAAAGAAAAAGAAGGAGGAAGAGGAAUAGAAGCAAAAAGAGAAAAAAGAAAAGGAAGAUAAGGAAAAAGAGGAACAAGCUAAGAAAGAUGCUGAGAAUAAACCAGCUGAAGAAGAAAAGAAGGAGGAAGCUCCAGCAGCCGUUGUCGAGGAAGAAAAGAAAAAUGAACCAGAAUCAGUACAAAUUGAUACCUCUACCAAAGCUACACAGUAAACUGAAGCUGCACCAGUAGAAGAUGAGAAGGACAAGGAAGAUGGUCAAGGGUUUACUGAGGCUGACAGAUAAGUCAUUGAAGAUCAAGCUGAUCAAAAAUUCAAUGUUGAACUAUAGAAGAUCUAUGAGAAGAUUAUUGAGAAGGCUGAAUUCUUGGUUAAACUCUAAGUACCAGGUGUUUACUUAGUCAAAGAUCCAUCGAAGAAAAAAGAGGGGGCUCUAUUACUUAUCAAGGAUCAAUCUGCUAUUGAAAAGGAGAUGGGAGAAUAGAUUCCCGUCCCAGAAUAUGACUGGAAAGAUAGACUCAAGUCAUGGAGACAAAUGCAGACUUCCAAGGGUGCAAUAAAAUCAUUCACAGAUAGAAAGAAGGAAAUCUUUGAUUCAUCCGUUAUGUCUAUUCUAGCUUGCCUUUAGACUCCAAUUAAUACCCAAAGAAUUAAGAAGCAAGUUGAGAGUGUAUUCCUUAAUGCAGCAAAGAGAGUAGCAGGACUCAAAUUAUUAGGCUAACUAAUUAAUCUAGAACUACCUCAAAAGCAUAGAUAUGAUUUAAUUUCAUGGUUUGCAUCAUCUUUAAGAGGAAACAAGAAUCAAAUGUCCCACUAUUUAGAUGACUUGAAAGGAUGUGGUCUUCACCUAGAGGAUCUAGCUAGAGAAAACUUCUUCACAAUCCUGAGAGGGUUAAUUAAGCAACUCAAGGAAUCCACUGAAGAGUCAGAGAUAAAGGUUAUUUUGAAUGCAUUCAGAUGGAAAUUCAUUGCCAGAGAUCAUGCAUCUCUCAGAAAUCUAGAUAUCUUCAGAACUCUUCAUGAAGGUAAUGGAAAGAAAGAUAGCAAGCUUAAGAAAGCAUGGGGUAGACCAUUAAAGCAAGAAGUAAUUGCUAAUGAAAAUGACAAGAAACUUACAAAGGAAGUUAUUGAUGUUUUUGAAUAAGUAUUCCUCAUGACUGUUGGUAGAAUCAUUAAGCCAGAUACGGGUGCCCAAUUGAAACUUAAACAAAAGGGAACUAGCAUUCCAACCUUGGAAAAAGCUUAAUCAGUCAUUGAUGAGAAUGUUUCUGAGCAUCUUAUAGGUUAAGCAUUUGAGGUCAUUUUCAAGGAGUUUGAGAGAUACAUUAAAAUUAUGAAAAUGUUCAAAGGUAUCGAUUGGAACAUCUAUGUUAAGAUGAGAAACAAGGAGAGAAAGAAUGGUGAUUCCAAGAAGGAGUAUGAUGAAGAAAACCUUCUUGAUGAAGAUGAUGAGCCUGCAAAGGAAGAGGAGAAGAAAGAGGGUGAUGCCCCAGCCUCAGAUGCUGCAGCUUAAGAGGAAGAAAAGAAAGAAGAGGUUAAAGCAGGUGAGGAGGAGAAAAAGGAAGGAGAAGAAGAGAAGAAAGAGGGUGAAGAAGAGAAAAAAGAAGGAGAAGACGAAGAGAACAAAGAAGAAGAAGAUCUCGAGGAAAAAGAAAAAUAAGAAGCUAUCAAGAAAUAAGAAGAAAGAGCUGAGAGAGAAAUGAAGUCAAUAUAUAAGCUCUAUAGUGAAUCUUUCUUGAAGAGACUUCUUAGAUUAGUCGAAAUUUUCACAUCAAUCGCAACAAUUAGUCCUUAUCCACUCUCAAUGGUACAAAGAGUAGCUAAUCCAUACUAACUAGAGACACUCUUGAAUUUACUCAUUUUAUCAUCACCAAGAAUCAAGAUAGUUGUCCUAAAAGUUAUCUAAAACUUGAUCAAAAUUGCUAUUCCUUUCGAAGUUUUUGAGGAGACUAUUAAAAUUAUCACUUAAGACCCUAAAUCUUAGGCCUACGAAAUUCUAAACAAGGUCAUCCCAAGUGUUAAAUUCGAAGACUCAUUGUUCCUUAAAUUCCUGUACAAUUAUUUGCUCAGCAUCCGACACAAAAUGUGGACUAAAUCCGGUAUUGAGUCUGAGGGACAAUAUGCUGUAACAUAGGAGAUAUCAGGAAUCUUUAGAUCUCUUAUUUGUUUAGAUUAAUAGACCCCUAGGCUGAAGAGCUAUACCUAAGCUAAAGUUACAUUUGUUUUAAAUAACCUUGAUAACUUGCACUUAGAAGAGAUUGAUCUUUGGCUAGGAUUCCUUCCAGGAUGUGGAUUUUAUGGAUUAAGAGCUGGAUAAUAGGUUGUUCAGUCUAAUGGCCAAGUAUUAACAUUGUUAGGAUUUUCUAAGAAUUAUCCAUCAAAUGGCCAAUUAGAUAAUUCUUCUAAAGAUUAACUAAAAGAUUUAAAGCUGACAAUGAAAUUUGUAGAGAGAAGCAAAUGCGUUUGCUUAUUCCAGUCAAACGAUGUAAAAUAAAUCUUAGUGCUUGAUCCCAAAGAUAUAAUGCCUAAAACUAUUAAUAAUGAGCUCAAAUUGCUAGAUGGCAAGGAAAUUUAAGAAGCUAUAUUCUUCUAAUUAAACAAGUAGAGAACUUAACAAUUCCAUCAACUACCAUAUUAAGAUAGGAUCAAAUUUGAAACUAUUCAAAAUCAGUUAAUGAAGUUUAUCAGAGGAUAGGUCUAGUUAAGAGGAGAUGAAUAUCUGCAAGUCUUGAAGGCAAACGGACUCUUGGAGAAAUUCCUAAUUUAGAUUAUUAGAGAAUCUGGAAAACCAGUAAAUUUUGAAAAAUAAAACCAGAUGCCUAUUCAAUACUUAGAUAUGAAAUGCUUCUAAUUAAGAUUGAAGGCUCUUGAAACAAACGAAUAUCUUGAUGUAAGAUCUGGCGUUACAGGUAUCUUAUAUGAUGGAACCUAUAUUGCUUUUAAGGGAUUAUUUAGGGAACCAGAAGACUCGAUAAGUUUCCCAAUUGCAGGAAGUAUAAAUGUAGAAUCAGCAAUCAAGGAUUCAGUAGUUAAUGUGGAAUUCGGGAAAAACAUUAUUGAUUCUACCAAUACUUUACAAGAAAUGGUGAUUAUUGAAGAUGAACUUUUGUAGAAUGAAACUGAAAAGGCCCUUGUACUUAUUCAAAAUUCAUAUAUUGCUGUUGUGUCAGAUAAUCAAGAUCUAUUCCACCUCUUUAAGAUGAUGAGAAGAGCUUCAAUCCAAGAGCCAAAGAGAUUUGAUGGACUUGCUGAGAGAGUUAUUGUAUAACUAGAGAAGCAAGAUUUUGAUUAGAUUAUGAAACCAGACACUGUAAAGUUCUCUAAAAGACCUAAGUUUGGAUCAUCCAAAACCACACUAGAUAUUUUAUGCAAUUUAUUGGAGACUUGGGGAAAUUGCUCUCAAGAGACUAUUGAGUAUCUCCAAGAAACUGGACUUACAGAUCCUUAAGAGAUUCAUGAUAAACUAUCUAAAAUGUUUGGUUCAGACUCUGUUGCUAAAUAUAUCAAUGAAAAUCCAAACAAAAUACAAUAAGAAGAAGGUGGUCCAAAUCAAGAUAGCUUAUCUAUGCAAAGCAACAUUAAUGAUUCAUUCGCUAUUGAUAGCAAUAAUGGCAGUUUUAAUUUCUAAAGUGAUAGCACGUAGAAAGCUCUUGAUGUAACUUUAAAUAAGCAGAAAUGGGAAAAGAUGAAGGAAAUGAUUCAACAGUACAUCAUUCCAAAAUCUGAUGUGGAAAGAAAGUAACAGAUUUUAGAUAACAACAAUUAUCUUCAGACUGUUAUUGAUGACACCAAGUACGUCUAAGGAGAAAAUCUUUUAAGAACUUACUAAUCUAGCAUCUUCACUUAAAAUAUUCUGAUGUAUAGAGAACUGUUCUUGGACAUUUUGAACCACAGUGAUUUUGAAAAUCUGCUUGGAGACCUUCUCAAAUAAAAGGAGAACUAAAAGGACUUUUCAAACUUCUUAAAGAUCUCCUUGAAUGAAUCACUUAAAAUUAAGAACUCUAAAAAUAAGGAAAUUAGAAAGCUUAUUCAGAAAGUAUUGGACAAACUCAUUAAGCUUGCGUAGGUUGAUUAAGUAUAUUAAGAGUAUCUAAAGGAACUAUACUUUGACGAUCUUCUUUAGCAAGGCAUCAAAAGCAUCUUUGCUAAUAAAGCUAACUCUGAAGAAAAUUUGAUUACAAACCUAACAUUAACUAAAGAAAAUCUAGCAGUCUAAUACCCUUCUCCUAAAUUAUUCUACUAUCUUACAAGAUUGCUAUCAAAAGAUUACAACUCAUUCUUAUUGAAUGGUCCUACUCCAGUUUCAGAUGUCAUUACCUUGCUAAGUUCAUUUGCUACUUUGAUUUCAAUAGCAACAACUAAAGAUACAAACAGCUUUUUCUCUCUUGUUUUGGAACUUACAUAUAUAAUAUCUAGAGAAGGAAGCAGCUCAAACAAUUAGAAAAAUAUCAGAAAUCUUGUUGGUAAUAAGCUAAUCUUAUAUAUGGCUGAAAACAUUUAAAAAGUUUCAAGCGAAAAGUAACUUUCAAAUUCCCAGAAGAUCAUUCUUGAAAUUUAUCUGAUUAUAAACUAACUUAAGAAAAAGUAUGAGAAGAUUUUAAGCUAAUCUGACAACAAAAUGAAUUAGAGCAAAUAUCUCUACUAAAUAAGUAAAACUGAUAAAAUUGUUUAAGAAGCAAGUCAGGGAUCAUUGGAAUUGCUCAAAUACUAAGAAUUCCUAAAGCAGUGCUCAGAGUAUGUUGAUCUUCUUACUUCUGAACUAUCGACAGCUUAGCCAAUGUUUGAAGCACCUAUUAAGAGUUAUUAUAAGUAGAAUGAUUGUGAUGGAUUACAUAUCACUGUAAGAGCUUCUACUAAAAUACCUUAGUCUAUUACAUCAGAUCCUGAAGGCAAAAAUAUCCUCAAAUAAUUUAAUUGGACUUAGCUGAUCGAGGAUCAAAAGUUAAGAAUCUUCAGAAAUGAUUUUUAUGUCCAUUAUCCAAUAAUACAGGGCUCAUUAGUUGGCUUUGGGGAUUAAGGCAAUUACAGACUAGGAAAUAAGAUAAAUAGCUCAACAACUAUACCUAUUGAAAUUGAUCUCCAGCAUUUAGGAACUAUCUAGAUUAAGCAAGUAGUUUCUAGAAAGAAAUUCUGCUUGAUCUUUGAUAUGGAUGAUAAUGUAUAUCUUGGAGGUCAUUUGAAAGGAGUCGAAUAGCAACCGUAAUUCAAAAAGCUCCCAUACCCUUCAGAUUUCCAAUUGGAUUCUUAUUCCGUUGGAAAGCAUAACGCUAUAUUUAAGUCAAAGAAGGGAAAAUUCUUCUUCAUUGGAAUGAGUAAGCAUGGACACUUCGAUGAAGCUGAUAAGAAGGAAGUUGGCAAAUUAACAGAGAUGACUCAUAAUAACAAUCUUAUUAUAGAAAAUAAGAUAAUUCAGUUCGUGUGUGGCUCACAUUUCAGUCUCUAUGUUAGCGAUGAAGGUAAACUUUAUGGUAGAGGUGAUCAAUUCUUGUCAAUACUCGGAUUAGAGAGCAAGAAGCAAGCAUAAUAGAUACUCUUGCAUGAGAGAUAUUCCGUCAAGAAAGUUCACUGCUCUCAAGGUAACUCUAAAAUUCUUGCUGUUGCAAUCAUCGAAGUUUAUGAUUAAGAAGAUAAGAUUAGGAAAUAUUUAUCUGCUGGUAAGAAUCAAUUUGGUCUUCUAGGUUAAGGGGCAGGUGUAACAACUUCUGAAACUUUCUAAGAAUUGUCUAUGCAUUUCAACAUCCUUUCAUUUACUCAAUUAGAACUCUACUCAAAGCAUGCUUUUGCCAUUUCAAAGGAUGGUUAGCUUUACGUAUGGGGAUCAAAUGAAAAUGGACUUCUUGGGUUAGAGCAAUACAACGAGAUCAUUUAUUCUCCAACACAGAACACAUACUUCAAAAACUAUAAUGUUCUCAACAUUUCUUGUGGCAAGGACCACUCUUUGGUAGUUGCUCAUGUUAAAAAGAAGGUAGAUCAGUAGUUAUUGUUCGCUAUUGGCAAUAUGGAAGAUAAAGCUAAGUAUCAACACUUAGGAAUUGAUGAGGCUGAAUCUAAGAAAAAUGGCCAUAUCUGGCAACUUAAGCAGUUCAAUAACUACAACAUUAAUAUGAUUGCAACUGGCUAGCAGUCAUCCUUUGUCAUGAUUUAACCCAAGAAAGAACAUUCUGAGAAGUUAAAGCACAAGAUUAAUGACUAAUAAUCAGAAGAAGGACUGCUUCACUUCUACUAUGACAGCAGAGAUAACUUAGUAAUGGUACCUCCAUCCCAAUAUCAAUACCUAAAGGAAACCUUACCAGAUAUUAGCUUUGCAAUUAAAUACCCUAUAAAAGAUCUAGCUAGCAAGCCACAGCCAAUUGAUGUGAGCCUACUUCAAGCCUUCCUAACUGGUUCCCGAGAUGUUCCCUUCCAUGAAGGAAUCAAAUGUUCUAACAACGGAGAAGAGAUAAUCGGAGCAAGGUAUUACUCUAAAUGCAGAUUUUCAGAAAGCGAAAUAAACAUGGCUUACAACUUCAGUGAGAGUGGAUUUUUCAGAGUUAAAGAGUGUGAUGUCAAUCCUUAGAUAUUCGUCAGAUUUGCUAGACCCAUCAAUUCUGACUUUGACAUUCCUCCUAUUGAUUUGAAUUAAUUCUAUGAGAGAACCGAUAGUUUUCAGAUAUGCUUGCAUGUAAGACCUGAUCUGAAGUCACAAGUGAACAAUUUACUCAUUCAAUAUAACUAAGGAGGCUAUGAGUAGCACACUAAAUUGCUUGAAUAGUUUGACAAGCCUACAAUUGAUCUCGUUAAAGAAUACAUAGGAUAGUAAGUGCUCACAGAUGACAGCUUAAAGCCAGUGUUUGAUAAAUUAGAAGAAAUCAGAGUAAAGUUUAAUGAAUAAGAUGAUAAAUCUGAUGAGGAACUUCAAAAACUAAUCAAUAUUCAAUUUAAGCCUUUGUUGAGUAUCAAUCAUAAGAGUUUUGAAAAGUUGCAAGCCAUUUUAGAGAAGUAAAGUAAGCACUACUAAAAGUUUAUGUCGACUUCUCUAAUAAUUAAGAAUGGAUUAACAUUAGUGCCAAAGAUAGGAAGACAGAGAUAUCUAGAUCUAAUUAAAAAUGACAUGAUGACUCAUGUAAAGAGAAAGAUUAUCAAUACUAUGAUUUCCAAGUUAAAGUCGACUGAAGAGGGAGCUGCCAAGAUUAUGAGAAGAAAAGCCUUCUAUUUCAUGAAUUCAGGUUAGGUCGAUCACGAAGGUAAAUUUACCAUUUUCGGUCAGAUAUUCCAACAGUCACUCAAAGAUAACCAUGAGUUCUUUAAGAAGAACAACGUAGACACUAAAGUGUUCAGUGUUACAUUUGCAGGAGAGGGUUCUCAAGAUGCUGGUGGGCCAUUCAGAGACUGUAUAACAAACAUGUGUCUUGAGCUGUAGUCUGCAAGUUUACCUCUGCUUAUUAAAACUCCUAAUCAUAAAAACAACCACGGCUAAUACAGAGAGUGCUGGAUACCCAAUCCUUCUUCCAAGAGUCCAAACCACUUUGAGAUGUUCAAGUUCCUAGGAGUAAUGCUAGGAUGGGCUUUAAGAACUACUUCUUCAUUACAAUUGGAUUUACCUCCUAUAUUCUGGAAGAAAAUUGCAGGAAUAGAAUUAAAUGAGUUUGAUUUGAAACUUAUAGAUACUUUUUCAUGGCAAGUCAUUGAGGACUUCAGAAAUCAUAAGAAGACUUUGACUCCAGAGGAUUUCGAAUUCGCUAUUGACUAAAAGUUCGUUACUCUCCUAUCAGAUGGCUCAGAAGUUGAAUUAUGCUUUAAGGGAAGUGAGAGAUAGGUUAAAUUUGAAGACAUUGAUGAAUUCAUAGAUCUGCUUGUAAAGGCUAGACUCACUGAAUUCGAUGAAUAGAUGAAAUACAUCAAGCAAGGAAUAGAAUUGAUCAUUCCAGAACACAUUAUAUUCUUUAUGACAUGGUAAGAGCUCGAUCUAAGAUCAACUGGAGCCAAGACAGUGGACACUGCUACUUUCAAGAAGAUCACAACAUUAGAUUGGUUCUGGGAAAUUUUCGAAGGAUUAACAGAGGCUGAGAAAUCUCUCUAUCUUAAAUUCGUAUGGGGCAGAUCUAGACUCCCAGUUAAUCUCGAUAAGUUGUCAAGAAAGCAUUGUCUUGAGUUCUACAAAAGAAGAGCACAAGAUUCUUUACCCAUAUCUCAUACAUGUUUCUUCAGAAUUGAUUUCCCCACAUACUCGAGCAUGGAGAUUAUGAAGUAAAGAUUGCUUUACGCUAUCUAAUUCUGUGGUGAUAUUGAUGCUGACAGAGGAUAGCAUGAUAUCGCUCCAGAAGAGUGA
Messenger RNA from Stylonychia lemnae, 12342 nucleotides. The record is from the annotation of a GenBank genome assembly. Lineage: Eukaryota; Ciliophora; Spirotrichea; Sporadotrichida; Oxytrichidae.